Parascedosporium putredinis is the source of this 195-nucleotide messenger RNA. The record is from the annotation of a GenBank genome assembly. NCBI's taxonomy places the organism in Eukaryota, Fungi, Ascomycota, Sordariomycetes, Microascales, Microascaceae.
AUGGCUGCCAUCAACUCCGUCGUCGCCCGCGAGGCCCUUGUUCAGCUCGCGAAGCGCAAGAACUUUGCUUCGAAGAACCCUGGUGUCAUCCUCGUCUUCUGCAUUGUCUUCAUUGUUGCUGUUGGCCUGCUCGCUCUCUGGCUCCACAAGUUCCUCGCCAGGAGGAGGGCCGCCCGUGCCGCCCACGUCGUAUAA